This is a messenger RNA of Priapulus caudatus, 1180 nucleotides long. RefSeq lists its product as uncharacterized. NCBI's taxonomy places the organism in Eukaryota, Metazoa, Priapulida, Priapulimorpha, Priapulimorphida, Priapulidae. The record is from RefSeq and is a predicted model, not a curated record. Bases 95 to 1087 code for a protein of 330 amino acids. The transcript has 7 exons.
CACGUCGUUAGACCACUGGCUGUCGGCGCUGCCUGUUACCCUGGUACAGCUAGACCUGUCACAGUGUGGUAGUGUGUCGAGCGUGCUGGCGCUGAUGCACAGGGCUGCCUCGCAACAGAGAGCCGCGUUCCUGACAAGUCUACAGAAGCAGUUGACCACAAUAUUAGGUAUGUUACCGGGAAUGAGUCACGAGCAACAGAAAACAACUCUGCAGCUACUCUAUUUUGCAAAGACUUUACGGAAGACGCAUUUCCACGUACUGGUAAAUUGGGUGCGAUCUGAAGCCACGGACAUGACCCUGGUGAAGUAUCUACUGUCCCUGCUCAAUGGAAGGUUAGCAAAGCAGCUGACGUCAGGAGAAGUGUGGACAGAGCCUUCCGCUUAUAUCAGCUACACGAUCUCUCUACUCGUUGGAGGCAGCGUGCCAAAGAUGGCUGAACAGCAGUUUCCAACAAUGGCACUACUGUCGCCGCAUGUUUAUGCACCGGAAAUAGAUGGUGGCAGUCUAGACGGGUGGCCCCGGCAGAAAGACGUCGUCUUGGCCGUGCAUGAUAGCAUACAUCUUCUACCAAACUCGCAGCAAGUCGAAGAUUUGUACUUUGGCCAUGUAGAACAAAUUCUGGUCGGAGGCAAAUCGGCACCGGUGCUGUCAUUUCUCGCCGCGAUGCUGCUGGCUGCGUUGAGACCGGAGCGUGCAGACGUCGCCCGCAGGCGUCCCGACUGGGCGGAGCUGUGUUACCACAUAAUGCUGUCGCUGGUUGCGGCGCAGACGACGACGACGGGCGCGCUGGAAUGUGCGUGGGAUACGUGCGUCCAGUUCUGCAAGGCGUACCGGAUGGGAGGCACCAUCUUGGACUCGAUCGCGGCCGGAAUCCAAGCGGGAAGUGCGGAGACGGGAACACUGGUGACGUUGGCGACGAAGCUAAUGCGGCAGGCGUGUGACAGUCGAGACAGCAUCCAGCAACCGAUGAGCGCCAUACGCACGGCCGCCGAGUCGCAGUUAUCUGAGGAAGAUGUGAAGACAGUUCAGUGGUGGGCAGACUUCAUGUACGAGCUUACGUUACACUGUCAGCAGCAGCAACAGUGAGAACAUUUACUACGAGUGAAAAAAAGGAUUGCUCUACAGAAACGAAAUCGUGUGCUCGUAAAUAAUGUAUAAAAGAAUUUUGUAUUCACAUCA